This is a messenger RNA of Naegleria fowleri, 3480 nucleotides long. RefSeq lists its product as uncharacterized. Gene Ontology annotation, molecular function: protein binding. Lineage: Eukaryota; Heterolobosea; Eutetramitea; Acrasida; Naegleriidae. The transcript has a single exon. The record is from RefSeq and is a predicted model, not a curated record. Bases 1 to 3480 code for a protein of 1159 amino acids.
AUGCCAAGCAAAAAGAAGAAGGCUUCUGCAUCAUCGUCGGGGAAUGAAGCUUUGGAUGCAGCGACCGACUCAACAAAUUCUGGUGAAAUAAAAAAUAUGGAAGAUGACAAAGAGGUGCCUUUGAACGGUGGUGCUGACCAUGCCUCCAAUCACAAACAAGAAAAACGGAAAAAACGUAAAAAAGGAUCUGAUGAUGGCUUGGCUGGAGACGACAAUGGGAGUGCCGAAAAGAAAACACUCAAAGUGAAGAUCAAACUCGGAGACUCCGAGACAACAACACAAGCAGUGGAUGAUGAUUUGGAACCCGAAAAGAAGAAGAAAAAAACGAAAUCUAAAAAGAGUGAGCCUCCAAAGGAUUUAGUAGUAUUGUUGGAUGAUGUUAUUGAGAAACUUUUCAAAGCCGACAAAAAACAAAUCUUUUGGUAUCCUGUCCAGGACGAAGUGUACCUUCAGACAAUCAAAAAUCCAAUGGACUUAUCAACACUUAAAUCUAAGCUACUUCAAGGAAAAUAUGAUACAGUUGCUCAUUUCAAAGCUGACCUUGAAUUGAUCUAUCAAAAUGCAGAAACGUUCAACGGCACAGGAUCACCUAUUCACAAACAAGCAGAAAAGUUGCGUGCCAUUUCUUCGAAAGAGCUUGCCAGUUUUUCGGAAGACGAGAAGAUUAUUACUCCACUCACAAGUGACAUUAGUUCUUCUGAGGAAUGUAUGAUUCAGAUUAUAGAUAUUCUUAAAUUUGAGGAUUCAUAUUCGAUUUUUCACGAGCCAGUCCCUCUUACAGUUCCAGGCUAUCACGAGCUCAUCAAAAAGCCCAUGGAUUUUUCCACCCUUAGAAAGAAAGUGACUGAAAAACAUAUUUCAAUUAGCAAGUUCGAGAAAUAUUUGAAUAGAGUUUUUGCGAACGCCAAGAAGUUUAAUCCUGUUGGCACAAUCUAUCAUGGUGAAGCCGUCAGAAUUGGCGAUUUUGCAAAGGAAUUGAUAGAACAAUUGAAAACCAAGUUCUCGAAAGGCGGGCUAAAAACAACUCCAAAAAUUACUAUUAAGAUUUCUGAUGAAGAGCCAAAAGAAAAGAAGUCAAAGAAAAAGAAGCAAGAAGACGAAAAGGCAGAGAAGAGUGCAGAGCAAAAAGAAGACAAGAAGUCAAAGAAAAAAAAGAAGGAAAAGAAAAUUGAAUCAAAACAAGAAAACGAACAGAAGAAUGAAGUUGAACAGGUGGAAGAAGCUUCUAUCAACGUAGAGUCGAAAGAAACCAAUGAAAUAACUACUCCUAAGAAGUCUUCCGAUAAGAAGAAGACACCUAAGUCGAAGUCUUCCACGAAGUGGCGAGAUCGAGUUCGUAUAACAGAUCUUGAUUUUCCAGAGUUGGAGAAAGAUUCUUUAUAUACCCUAAUUGAUCUCAUUUGGAAGAAGCUAAAUGAGAUUGAUGAAUAUUCCAUUUUUAAAAAUCCUGUUGCCAAGGAUGUUCCAGGAUAUUACGACAUGAUAAAAGAGCCUAUGGAUCUUUCCACUAUGAAAGGCAAAAUGGAUGCAAAGAGCUAUGAAAAUUGGAGAGAUUUUGAGGACGAUGUAGAUCGUAUCUAUGACAACUGCAAGCUAUUUAAUUCUCAAGAUUCUAUUUUUUCAAAAGAGGCAAACAGACAACAACGGUGGUUUAGAAAGUGGAAAAAGGACAUGGUUACUCAUUUUGGAAAAUUGCAGAAAUCAGACCUUACUCCUGCAUUUGUUUCGAAUUAUUUUAAUGAGAUUUCCGUGGUAAAAACAGGAGCUCCAAAAUAUGACUUGUCUGCCCUCAACGAUGAAGAGGAGGAGGAAGAAGAGAUCACUACACUUCCUAAAACCUCACUCUGCUAUCAUUUACUUAAAAUUGCAGAGGAUCUGAAAACUCAAGACAAAAACAAAUACUUUUGGAAUAACGUUGAUGAGAGUGUUCAUCCAAACUACAAGGAAAAAGUUAAGCAUCCAAUGAGCCUGUCAACCAUCAUUGACAAUUGUAAAAACAUGAACUACAAAACCAUCGAUCAAUUUGUCAAUGAUUUGGACCUGAUUCAUUCCAAUACUGUCAAUUAUUUUACUUCAUCAUCGAAAGAAGCUAAGGAAGCUAAGCGCUUAUUUAAUUUAUCAAAGGACAAAGUGCAACCCUUGAGAUCAAAAACUUUCAAAGAUGUACCAUCUACUCCGGUCUCUCAACCAAAGACCAACAAGAGAGAAACUAGGGCUUCUUCUUCCGCUGAUAUUGAUUCAUUUAUUGAGCCUGAAGUACCAUCAAAAACAUCAGAAAAAAAGAAGAAGCCAUCAUCACAGGCGUCACAACCCAAAUCUACAAAAAAGAAGAAGACCCUUCCUCCAACCAAUCCUUACAGCAAGGAUAUUGACCUUGGUUGGGUUCCAAUGAUUCAACCUUGCACUUAUUGGCAGUUUCCAACAUACACACCCGAUCCUAACCCUGAAAAUCGACCAAAAUCCAUUGAAUCUAACCAUGAUGCAACUCAAUCCUUCAUUGAUCCCUCCUCAUUAUCGUCCUCUUACAGCAGAGAUGAUGAAUCAGUUUCUUCCAAUGACGAAGAAGUUGGCCCAACCCCAAGAAAAGAUAAAAAGAAGGAAAAACCACAAGCAAAACCUGCUGUUGAUGCUGCUUCAACCUUUAAGACACCAAAAACUUCGAAAAAGGACAAGUCUGUCACGAUUCCUCAAACCCCAAUGAUCAUAACUCCUCCCUCUUCAUCAUUUACUCCAGCUUCUCUAUUGUCACCCUCCGCUGUCCAACCUCUAUCUAACAAGACUGCCAUUCCCAACAUUGUUAUUGAAAACAGACCACUUCCAAAACAUUCCUACCUUGUCAAGAAAUUUAGGCAAAGUAUUAAUUUCAGAAAUCCAACUUACGACUGGAAAACAUUACAAAACAUGUCUCUUUCUGAUUGCUUAAAAAUUUUCUCUGAUGAGGAUCGAACUUUGGAAGAGAUUGUUCAAUGUUACAAAAAACAGCCAGAUAUUAUCCCAACUCAUAACCUAUCUUAUGGCAUGAAAGACUUUAAGGACGUUAAUGAGGAAGAUGACGACCUUAUCCAACGUUUGAUUACAAUAGCUACCAAGAAUUCGGAAAAGCAUCAGACUCACAACCUUCGUGACUCUGACCAUUCUAAUUCACCAAAACCAGGAAGAAGGUCUUCACAUCAUAAAGUGAAAGAUUUUAUCGAUGAGGAAGAAGAAGAAGACGACAUGGAUGAAGAUGAGGAAGAUGAAGAAUUAUCAGACAUGGAAGAGUUAUACGACGAUGAGGGCAAGAAAGAAAAGCAUGUUGACGAAAUGGAAGAUGAAGAAGAGGAUGAAGAAAUAUCAGAAAAUGAUGUGUUGGAACACAUACUUCAAGACUUUGAGACGGUGACAGUUCCAAGCACAAGACGAUCCAACCCUGAGGAAAUGUUCAAGAAGGUGAAACAAACACUCAUCGACGAAGGUGUGAAUAUUUUCGUGGAAGAGUAA